Messenger RNA from Drosophila innubila, 421 nucleotides. RefSeq names its product cystatin-like protein. Bases 35 to 361 code for a protein of 108 amino acids. NCBI's taxonomy places the organism in Eukaryota, Metazoa, Arthropoda, Insecta, Diptera, Drosophilidae. Gene Ontology annotation, molecular function: cysteine-type endopeptidase inhibitor activity. The transcript has 3 exons. The record is from RefSeq and is a predicted model, not a curated record.
UUCUCUCUCACAACCGACACUUUAAUUAACAGUCAUGGCAAAUCAAGGCGAUAACUUAUGUGGCGGCAUUAAUGAAAUCCAGGGUGAGGAUUUCCAGGAGGCCAUAAAAUUAUUGAACAAAACUCUGGCCACUUUAGCCACUGGUGAUGGACCCAGUUUUGAGGUUGUUAAGGUCAAGUCGGUGACGUCACAAGUGGUAGCCGGCAAUCUUUAUCGCUACAAGGUGCAACUCUCCCAGGGAGAUGAGAUCAAGGAGAGCAACGUGGAGAUCUGGUCGCAGCCGUGGCUCCAAGAGAAAGGCACAAAUAUCAAAAUUAAAUUCGAUGGCGAAGAGAAUAACUCAAUCGACAGCACUUUUUAAGAUUCAUCUGUUAACCAAAUGCAAAAAACUCAUUAAAGUUUAUUAAUAUUUAUAAAGCUA